AUGCAGGAAAACGUAAGGACAAAAAUAAAUGAUGCCAAGUCGUGCCUAAUGGGCUUCUUGGGCAGUACCAAAGCGGCAAGUGUUCUACAGGAGGAGUCUGACCAGAAAAACUUGGACAAAUCGAAAGAGGAUGUAGAAAGAGCGGACGUGAGUAGCUUGAGUGAAAAGCCGAGUGGAAAGGUCCAAGACGAUUCACUGUCUGCUAACCAAGAUUCGGAUGUUUUAAAAAAAAGGAAAACCGGAACAGUUCUGAGCAGGCGAAGUGACAACUGUGAGACAGCCAAAGGGGAAAGCAAGGCAGAAGAUAGUGUUGCAAAGCCCACCGGAGGGAAUGAAGACACAGGAAAGCAAGUAAGCCGAACGGAUGCAAAGGGAAAGGAAGAGUUGGAAAAGGAAGAAUUGGGAAAGGCAUGCUCUACAUCGGAAAAAAAAAUAAAACGAAACAACCUCUCGGACGUACAGUACAUAGAAAGUCUGAAGUGCGAAAUUGAUGAAAAACGAGACGGACAGUCUAUCCAAAAAUAUGAACACACAACAAAAAAUCUGGUGAUGCUGAUAAAAUCCUUCGGAUACCAGGGAAUCAAGAUGGAAAAAAUUUCUGGGGAAUAUUGCAAGAAGUAUAACGCCCUGCUCAAUCUGAGACACGCAGGGUUUAGCAAUAUUUACAAUAUGGUCAGGAGCCUGGACCACUGCUUGAUUUGCGAAGAGGUGGGGGGAGAGGCGGAUAAACUGGCUGACAAAUUGGCUGACAAAAUGGCGGACAAACUGGCGGACAAACUGGCGGACAAAUCGGCGGAAGGAUGCGAGGAGCCGCAUGACAGGGACUCCACCUCAAAUGAACCAAAUGAACCAAACGAACCAAAACAAGCGAACAGCCAGAACAGCCAGAAUAGCCAAAAUCACGACUCAGAAAAAAACCUAAUCAUAAAAUACAAAACGCCAAAGAUGAACGAAGACAAACAAUUUUUUCUAAAAGUCAUUCUAGGCACGAUAGCGGAAUGCACCAACUACAAUUCUCAGUUGACGGAGGAAGAGACUCCAGCGAAUGCCAGUGUCUCCUUGACGAAGCUGCAGCAGGAGGUAAAGAAGCUCUUCGGGUCUUCUUUCAAUUUAAAAAUAUUGCAAACUAGAUGUGGAAUUGACAAACUUCAAGCCUUCCUAGAGGAGAUCCAAGAAAUACAAAUAAUGUCCCUUCCUAAUGAUGUGAAACUUAGAAUUACUCCACUAACUUAUAGUGUUAAGAUUCCGGAUCUGAAGUCGAUAAGGUCGUUACCGAGCAAUGAGUUCAAAGUUAAUGCACCCUCCAAAAUGGGUAGCAAAAAAAUGCCCAUCUCGACACAUUUCAAUGAUCAGGAUUUUAGGUCGAAUUCAUUUAACGGGGGAGACAAUAGUAUCCUUAGUGCACUCAACAGCAGGGACAGAGGAUCCCUUAGCAAUGUACAGCUGGGGAGUGUUCUCACUAGGAACAACGACGCUAAGAAGAAAAAAUUUAAUUCUAAUGGCAGUUUUGCCUUGCCCACUUCCAAGUCGCAUGAGCGCAUUUGGAAGGGUCUUACCGGUGGGAGUCUACUACGAAGCGGUGGCAGCCUCCUUCGAAGCGGUGGCAGCCUCCUUCGAAGCGGUGGGAAUCUCCUUCAAAGCGGUGGUAGCCUCCUUCGAAGCGAUGGAAGCCUGCUUCAUGGCGUACUCGCCAACAGCGUGCCUGGCGACGGCGACAGCGAGUCGGUCCUCCAAAUCAACGGGAGCUUUACCCAGGACCCCUGCGCCAGUUUGAUGUGCAAGCUUAACAGUCAGGGGAGCUACGGAAGCCACGGAAGUCAUGGAAGUCACGGAAGUCACGGAAUCCACGGCAACUCGUGCAUGUAUUCGAACGACUGGGUAGGCAUCCCGGGCCAGAAGCAGCAUUCAAAGCAGCGCUCAAACGGGAGUCAUAACCUGAAUCAACACCCGAAUCAACACCCGAGUCAACACUCGAGCCAACACCCGAGUCGCAACUUGAGCCACCACCCGAGCCACAGCCAGGGCCAACACCCUUUCAUCAAAAUGCUGACAAAGACGCAACUACAUAUUCUGCUGUACCAGCUGGUAGUUGUCCUCACGGAGAGGCAGAAAAUGGAGUGGAAUGACAUAGUUAAAAUCAAGGAGGAAUUACUACACCAAAGUAGUAGCAAGACAUACGAAAAUGAGAACUUGGGAAGGUGCGAACUGGAGGUGAGCAGGGACGAAGUGUGUGUUAAUAAAGUAGAGGUGGAUGGUGACAGUGCAAAGGGGGGUAGCGGCACAAAGGGGGGUAGCGGCACAAAGGGGGGUAGCGGCACAAAGGGGGAUAGCGGCACAAAGGGGGAUAGCGGCGCAAAGGGGGAUAGCGGCGCAAAGGGGGAUAGCGGCGCAAAGGGGGAUAGCGGCGCAAAGGGGGAUAGCGGCGCAACGGAGGGUGACGACACAAAGGAGGGUGGCGGCGCAUCAGAGGGCAGCUGCGCAAAGGAAGAGCCGAGUGAGGCCCAGACGGGGGAUGGCAAAGGAGAAGAACAACGAAACAACUCGACCACGAACACUUCCGAUUUUGUGCAUGAAAUUUUUACGACACAAGAAACGGCGAAGCAGAGCAUAUCGGACAAGGCACCAUCAGGAGAGUAUUCAAAGGACCCACUAUCGAGUUCGCUUGAGAAAGGAACAGGUGAAGAAGCAUCUCAAAACAUCAUAGGCGUGUUUGUAUCCUCCAUUAAGAGUGAAUGGAACAAGGCCUACUCGGAGCAGUACCCUUUGAGCUUCUACUUAAACCACUACAAGGCAAAAAAGUUGAGGAGACUUCUGGAGGAAAUCCCGAACCUUGUUAUUGCCGGGUGUAGUAGGAGCAUACAGGUGUUUACACUAGACACUGCUCAAUAUUUUUAUGACAAUUUUUUUUCCGAGGAGCUUUCUAGUUUGAAGACCUUCGCCCGCUCCAAGUUCACCCCGAUGAGUGCCUCGCACUACUUCAAGGACGCCACGUACAAGGAAGUCGCCGAGGAAUUCGCCAAAGGGGACUGCUCAAAGAUGAUGAAGGUGCUGGGACUGGACCACCUCAAGCCCCCCCCAUCGACUGUCAGCAAGAGCUAUGAAAAAAUUGUGAGCAAGUCCAAGAAAAAUCGCAGCAGUAACCGUGUGGGCAGUUACAUAAACUACAGCAACAAAAUUUUCGGGCAUCCAAGUGGGGACAGAAACGCCACGCCGUUCCUCCCAAAUGGGGGAGGUUCCUUUGUGCGAAGUGAAGGGGGUCCCUUUGUGAGUAGUGAAGGAGGUCCCUUUGUGCACAGUGAAGGGGGUCCCUUUGUGCGCAGUGAAGGAGGUCCCUUUGUGCGCAGUGAAGGAGGUCCCUUUGUGCACAGUGAAGGGGGUCCCUUUGUGCACAGUGAAGGGGGUCCCUUUGUGCGCAGUGAAGGGGGUCCCUUUCUUCAGGGAGUGCCGUUCCUGCAGAGCAACGGAGAGCAGACCAAUUUGGAAGUGCUACGGUACCACCUGCACAAGCUUCUCUACAACCUAGUGAUUCACGUUUGCAAAAAUCAAAACUCGUUGCACCUAGCGUACAAGAAAAGUGGAGUGAUCCUGAGCGAGUACGAAAUGAAUAAACAGAUGUGCGGUCCGAUCUACUACUCCUCCGACUUAACAUACGAAGAUUUCAUAACAGACAGACAAAGCUUAUUUGAAAAGGAACAAGUCGCCAAGACUCUGUUCCUCCUCUCUCAACAUGGGAUCUAUGGGAUCAAAUUCAUACAUCUAACUAAUGAGUGGUACAAGCUCUACAAGUGUGAGUUGCGACCCCUUAUGCGUAUUUGCAAAUAUAAUGAAAUUGGAAAGAUGAUCUGUAGCAUGUCUAAUGUGCUGGUUGUGGGAGAGGGGUUCGACACGAAGUACAUUCCCAGCAUGGAGCUCGACGGGGAGCGAAACCGCUUGGACGAAUUUUCAGCCGGCAGCCUCGCCCAUGUGAUCUCCGACAACUUCCAGCAAAACCUCCCCUCCGCUUUCCCAAGACAAUCACAAACCGGAGCAGUCACUCAGACACAGAAGAGUGGGCCCUAUGAAAGCAUCAUGGAGGUCCUCUUUCCAAAUAUAAUAUCACAGAGGAAUACAAACUUUCACAAAAGUCAAAGCGGAACUGUCCCCUUUUUUAGGAACAACAUCGGUGGCUAUGGAAAGGACACGUCUGGCUUCUUCGGCGCGUCCAACAACUGCGCAUCCAAGGGGGACAUAAAUAUAAGUAGCCUAUUCAGAAAUUUGUAA
Molecule: messenger RNA, 4260 nt
Organism: Plasmodium cynomolgi strain B
Lineage: Eukaryota; Apicomplexa; Aconoidasida; Haemosporida; Plasmodiidae
Exons: 9
Coding region: 1-4260 (1419 amino acids)
Source: RefSeq, a predicted model, not a curated record